Gadus macrocephalus (Pacific cod) is the source of this 1780-nucleotide messenger RNA. Its product is annotated as aquaporin-11-like. Bases 1 to 819 code for a protein of 272 amino acids. The transcript has 3 exons. The record is from RefSeq and is a predicted model, not a curated record. Gene Ontology annotation, molecular function: channel activity. Gene Ontology annotation, cellular component: membrane; cytoplasm. Gene Ontology annotation, biological process: transmembrane transport. Lineage: Eukaryota; Metazoa; Chordata; Actinopteri; Gadiformes; Gadidae.
AUGGCUGAUCUCGGGGUUUCCAUAGGCCUGGUCGCAUGCAUAGUCCUCUUUUGUGAGGCGAUGCGCAGGGCAGCCAAGCGACACUGCUCCGAGGAUUACAGGAUUUACCUGGUGGAAGCGGUGUCCACGUUUCAGCUGUGUGCAUGCACCCAUGAACUAAAACUCUUGGCCGAAAUGGGCAGUGUAGAAUUGCACAUAGCCCUGACAAUGUCAUACACCAUGACGAUUGUGCACAUUUCAACUUUUAGCGGAGCAUCGUGCAACCCAGUCAGCGUUCUGGAAAGCCUAUGCCGCGGGACGACCUCCGCGAGGGGCGCUGCUGUCCUCAUAUCCGGCCAGUUUGGAGCCGCGAUCAUCGCCCAAUUCUCGGCAGCCGCCGUCUGGAGUCUGGGUCUGUCAGACCUCCACUCCAGGUACGGAAAGCUUGGCUACAGGUGUUUCGACCCCAUGGGGGGAACUCUGUUGCAGGCCGCCGGGGUGGAGCUGGCGUGUGCGUUCUGCUUGCAAGCGACGGUCAUGCACCUCCACAAGCUGAACGCCAGACUGAGGAUUCACGCCGUCGCUGCUGUGAUCAUUUCGCUCUGCUACACAGGGGGUCACAUAUCAGGGACAGUUUUCAACGCCGUGCUAGCGUUCUCCAUCCAGUUCCCCUGCAGUGGACACACCUACCCAGAGUACUGCUUUGUGUACUGGCUGGGCCCAUUACUAGGCAUGACAAGCUGCAUAAUGCUCUUUGAGAAAAUCAUACCGUUUCUCUCUGGGAAGAGCACCAUUGGAAAGACAACAGGGACUUUGUCUCUCAGCAAGAAGACUCUGUAGUGUGGACUGUGGUUCAGGCCAAAUCCCUGUGGCUUUCUUUGUAUGUUUUGGGGAAGAAUUCACUGUGGAAGGUAACAAAUUGGUAUACAACCAAUGGUUGGUUUAUGAAAUGGUUGGUACGCACUAAUCAAAUUCAUGCAUCUUUGCAUCGAUUAUUCCUGACCAAACUCUGUUUCUCUCUUGACAAUCAUCUAUGCACAGUCCAUUCCCUUUCUCUUAUUCAUAUGGAAAUCUUUACUCUUACAAUCCCCAGCUCCAUCACUGCUUCUCUCUAUUUCAAAUGCUUUUUUAUUCAGUAGAUUUCAAAUAACUUUUGAGAAGCUGUACUAUGCAAGGGGUAAGGUGCAAAUAUAGAAUGAUUUGGAAUGAGGGCUUAAUGUACAGAAAAUGCAUUCACUUGCAAACGGCAGUAUUUGAAUGGCCACAUUGAAAUUUCAUUCCAGCAUUUUUUCUACCUCAGACGACCAGAAGCGACUCGUAAAUUGCGGUUUGAGGCCAGACCUGCUCAUACCUCAGUGGACUAGAUAGUGAGAAGUUUGUUAAAAUUGCACAAGGCUGGUUUGACUAGCGAAACCAAUCCUGUUUGCCUGCAGGUUCUUCCUCUCAUUGAAUCAGCUUUGAGGUGUUAAUGUAAAAUAGAAAAAGAACAGGCAGGGUCUUGCAAAUAUUUUUGCGACUGCUAGGCUAUAGCUUCACUGAAUAUAUCAGGAAUAAUGAGCUCUUGUCUAAUAAUGUUGCAAAGAGGAAAACAAUUACUGCGAUUUCAUUUGAAUGUAACUUGGAGACACAACACAACUUCUCUAGCAUUGUGUGAAGAAGCUAAGAUUUCCUCUAUUCUUUUUUGUAACUGCUUGGGAUUUCUAUGGGCAAUAUACAUUCAUUAAUGUAUACAUGUAUCUUUCUAUAAUGUUACAUUUUAUUCUUAGAAAUAAAAUAAAACCAACUUUCAAUGUUAACCCAA